Molecule: messenger RNA, 4251 nt
Organism: Iphiclides podalirius (scarce swallowtail)
Lineage: Eukaryota; Metazoa; Arthropoda; Insecta; Lepidoptera; Papilionidae
Source: the annotation of a GenBank genome assembly
AUGGUGAGUGGCAACCCUAGCGGGGGGGCGGUUGGGCUGCUGUACGGCGAGUGGGAACUUGGGGCGGGGCUCAAGAUAGACGGCGACGCCGCCUCCAAGUACUACAACUGCUGCAUGGUGAGUGGCAACCCUAGCGGGGGGGCGGUUGGGCUGCUGAACGGCGAGUGGGAACUUGGGGCGGGGCCCAAGAUACACGGCGACGCCGCCUCCAAGUACUACAACUGCUGCAUGGUGAGUGGCAACCCUAGCGGGGGGGCGGUUGGGCUGCUGUACGGCGAGUGGGAACUUGGGGCGGGGCUCAAGAUAGACGGCGACGCCGCCUCCAAGUACUACAACUGCUGCAUGGUGAGUGGCAACCCUAGCGGGGGGGCGGUUGGGCUGCUGUAUGGCGAGUGGGAACUUGGGGCGGGGCUCAAGAUACACGGCGACGCCGCCUCCAAGUACUACAACUGCUGCAUGGUGAGUGGCAACCUUAGCGGGGGGGCGGUUGGAAGAUUGGGGGGGGGGGGGGCAGCAGUAGAGUGGAACGGGGCGGUAAUACGCACCAUUCUCCUCCACCCGACGCCCAGCGUGCAUGGCGAUGUUGCCUCUAAGUACUACAACUGCAUGGUGAGUGGCAACCUUCGAGCGGGAAGGCAGUUGGGCAGCUGUAUGAUAAGGUUCUACUACCAGCAGAACGGCAGGAACUACGGCUCGCUGAGCGUGGACGUGGUCGAAGUCACCACCAGGGGGAACAUCACCACCUCGCUCUGGUUCUCCACCAAGGACAAAGGCGAGAACUGGUACAGGGCGGCCAUAUUCCUGCCGAACAUCACGCGCCGGUACUACCUCCAGUUCAAGACGCGCAUGGGAAUGAGGAUCUACUCGGACUCCGCCAUCGACGACUUCUCUAUGGCGCCGGAGUGCUUUGGCCUAAACAUGGACCCUAAAGAGCUCGGCGAAUACAACUACUACGACCCCGCGCUGGAAGAGAAGACGGAGCCUCAUCCUGACUUCGAGGACGUCCCGUUGUACCGUUUCACAACGUGCGGCGCCACCGGCCGCUCCGGGCCGAACCAGACGAUGUGCGACGCGGCCUACUUCAACACCUCGGUGUCCGUCACCGUUGUGAAGGAGCCCCCCUUCCAGGGCAUCCAGAUAUGGGAGGUGCCCUCGGAGGGCAUGUACACGAUAAUAGCGACGGGCGCCUCGGGGGGCCUGGGCUCCGCCUGGACGGGGGUCUCGUACGCGGCGCAGUCGCGCGGCCUCUUCGAGCUGCACAAAGGCGAGCGGUUAUACAUGUUGGUGGGGCAGACGGGCGUCAGCGCCUGCAAAAAGACUUUGUCGGCGCAAGAGAGUCAGGAGUGCUCCCGUAGACCUUCGAACGAUAGCUUCAAUCUGUUCACGAGCAAAACGCAUGAAGUGCGGAAUACCGAAGUUCACGACGGCGGCGGAGGCGGCGGGGGCGCCACUUUCGUCUUCGUGAUCGGUAAAGAGGGGCAGGCGUACCCCCUGCUCGCCGCGGGGGGCGGAGGGGGCGUCAGCGUGGGCGUCUUCCGGGACGACGGCUCGCAGCACGCCCGCGCGCGCACCAACGCUACGCCGGAGUCGGGCUACAUGUACGGGCCGCCGGGGCGCACUUCCGGCGCCGGCGGUGGUUGGAUGUCGCGGGUGGGGCCCAGCACGCCCGGCCACGAGCUGGUGCGCGGGGCCGCGCUGCUGGAGGGCGGCGAGGGCGGCAGGGCCUGCGCCGGCCUCGCCGACGGCGGCUUCGGCGGCGGCGGUGGCGGCUGCCUCAGGGGCGGCGGCGGCGGCGGCUGGCUCGGAGGCAACACGAACGAGGGCGAGGGCCAGCACGGCGGCGGCGGCUGGUCGUACGUGGACCUGGCGCGCGGCGUGCAGGGCUACUCGCACGUGGGGCCCGCAACGCGCACCGGCCCCGGCGAGGUGCUCGUCGUGCCCGCCGUGCACAAAUGUGGUUGUGCCUACCGCUGCGUCGCUCUGAACGAGCACAUAAGCGAGGUGACUUGCUACUGUCCCAACACCUGGAUCUCCGACUACACGGACCCCACGAAGUGUAUACUGGAAGAGCACUGGACGAAGCAAUGGCUGGUACCGUCCCUCAGUGGAGUCCUCGCUUUAGUCUGUUUGCUGCUCACGGGUUUCGCCUGUCUUAAUAUGUACAACGGGUACCAGCGGCGGCGCGAGGCCGAGCAGACGGAGAAGCAGCUGAUGGAGCAGGACAUGCAGCUGCACCGGCUGCGGCACGCGCCCGCCGGCGACGGCGCACUCGCGAUGGCCUUCAACCCGCACUACGGCGGCGAGGGCGUGCUGCCGCGCGGGGUCGACGUGCGCGGCCUGCCCAAGGUCUCGCGCGAGAGCCUCAAGCUCGUCAAGGCGCUGGGGCAGGGCGCCUUCGGCGAGGUGUACCAAGGCCUGUACCGGCACCGCAGCGGCGACACCGCCGAGAUGCCGGUGGCGGUGAAGACGUUGCCCGAGCUCUCCACCGGCCAGGCGGAGUCCGACUUCCUAAUGGAGGCCGCGAUAAUGGCCAAGUUCAACCACCCCAACGUGGUGCACCUGAUCGGGGUGUGCUUCGACAGGCAUCCGCGAUUCAUUGUCCUGGAACUACUGGCGGGUGGGGACCUGAAGAACUUCCUCAGGGAGAGCCGGCCCAAGCCCGAGAGGGCCAGCGCCCUCACCAUGAAAGACCUGAUUCUUUGCGGCUUGGACGUGUGCAAGGGGGCCAGAUAUUUAGAGGGGUUGCGGUUCAUCCAUCGGGACAUUGCUGCGCGCAACUGCCUGCUCACGUCGCGCGGGCCGGGGCGCGUCGUGAAGAUAGCAGACUUUGGUAUGGCGCGGGACGUCUACCGCGCGGAGUACUACAAGAAGGGCGGGAAGGCGAUGCUGCCCAUCAAAUGGAUGCCCCCGGAGGCGUACGUCGACGGGAUCUUCACGAUCAAGACCGACGUCUGGUCGUUCGGGGUGCUCCUCUGGGAGAUUUUCUCUCUGGGUAUGAUGCCGUACACCGGCUGCAACAACAGACACGUGAUGGAGCUGGUCUCCAAGGGGGGCAGGCUGGGAAACAAUCACGGUUGCCCGGAAGAGAUCCACAAGCUGAUGCAAACGUGCUGGAACCCAAUUGCCAGCCAGAGGCCCACAUUCUCGCAGCUAUUCGACCGGCUGCAGCGUUUCCUACAGGACCCGGCGAUCUUGAACUCGCCACUGCCCGGUCCGCACAGGCUAAUAGCGAAUUACACCAACGCUAUGAUCGAGGAGAUCGUAUACGAGCAAUCGACGGACGCCGACUACCUGGUGCCGAAGCCGCCGCUGGACGCGCCGCCCGACGCCAGCUCAACGGAUCAGACGAGCCCUCAUAGCAAAGAGCCGGCGGAGACGCCGGAACAACUGGGAACGGUAGAGGUUUCACCAUAUCAACCUCUUCUGAAAGCAUCACCAGAAUAUGGCAACAUUCCAAUGGUGACAUUGGGCGGCGUAAGGCGCGCAAGCGCCUCCGCUACUUCCGGCGGCGAGACGCGGACAAGCACAAAGUUUCUGCCGUCUAAGUCCACCGACAGGCUGCUGAGCUCGGUGGAGGGCGUCUCCGUGGACGACGGCAUCGCGGCCGAAGAUAAGGAGGGGAAACCGGUGAUCUGGGAGACCUCGUUCACUAAGCCGAGGUCCAAGGGAGAAUCCGACCCCAAACAGAGCACCGAAACGGGUCCCGCCGUCGACAAGUUAAUAAGCAUAACGCCGACCUCGCCUAAGCCGCCCGACAACGCGCUGUCACAGACGAUAGAGGGGGAGGGGAAGUUGGAAGAGGCACCAAAGGUUGGGGGGGAGGCUGCGGUCGUAAAACGGUCGCCCGAGACGAAACCCAAGCAGCCGCAGGAGCCCCGGCCCGCGCCCAAACCGAAGCCCCUUUGCCUCGACGCCGCCCAACUGGAGCAAAACCUAAACACGCUCAAACGGAACAGCGGCUCGGUGAACCUGGCCACGAUGAACAUCGUCCCGCCAUACAUCAACGUGGUGACGCCGAGCAAGCUGUCGGGCGCGCCGCCGAUCCAGAUAGACCCCAAGCGGGCGGUCAUCCACGGCCUCGAGGAGCCGAAGGCCGUCAAGAGCCUCAUCAACGGGCCCCUCACGGAGCUGCCGUACGCGGACAGCGACUCCAACGGCUCCGGGGGCAGCCACGGCGGGCUCAAGCGCCGCCACUAUGAAACCAUCGGCAACGGAAACGGCAAGAAGCCACCCGACUCCGAGAUCAGCUGU